GAGAAGAGCAAUAGGUAUAAUGGCAUGCAAAAAUAAUGAGGAAUGUAGGUAUGCUUAGUAAUUCAAGUAAAAAAUGAAGUGGGCUAAUAUCUCUCUGGUUCUCAUAAUUUACAGAAAGACAACACUGAUGUCAUUAAUGACAUUAGAAAACAAAGAGCUCCAAAAUAAGGCCGAGAUGGUGACAUUCAAAAACCUUGAAUUGACUGAUGAGAAAGAGGAGCUCUGCAGAGAGUAUGAAGAAAGACUGUGGAGAGAGACACAACUGAGGAAGGGCUGCUGCACCUUAUUGAUGGGCAGAAACCGGAUGGACCAGAGACCUGGCAGUAGUGAGUGCAAAAGAGGCGCUGUGAGUGUCUGCCAAACAAGUGCAGAUUUUGCAGAAAACAAGACGGAAGCGCAAGAUAAAAUGAAGCCUCAAAUGGAAUAUAAAUUAAAUAAGAAAUGGCUGAAAGCUUCAGUGGACAACCUCAAAAUAAAAAAAUCGAAGGAACCCGGGCCAAAUAUCCUGAGGUGGCUUCAGCAAUCGCUGAAAGUCCUGAAAGAGGAUUCCUCUGAACAGUACACCCUGCCAGAAUGGCUUAAAGCAUCCAUCAGCAACCUCCCGAAGGAAUGUGCUGAGGCAUCCAGGGAGGAUGUGAAUGGUUGGCUAGAAGGAUCGAUAAAUCAUCUCCAAGAAGAAGGGCCAGAAACCUGUGAUUUAGAUGUGCAGGGAUGGCUUGAAGCAUCUAUUAUAGGCAUUCAACACCUACUAAAGUCCAAGUCAAAGUUUUGA
Molecule: messenger RNA, 772 nt
Organism: Ahaetulla prasina
Lineage: Eukaryota; Metazoa; Chordata; Lepidosauria; Squamata; Colubridae
Exons: 2
Coding region: 74-772 (232 amino acids)
Source: RefSeq, a predicted model, not a curated record